Tremella mesenterica DSM 1558 is the source of this 2676-nucleotide messenger RNA. RefSeq lists its product as uncharacterized. The record is from RefSeq and is a predicted model, not a curated record. Gene Ontology annotation, cellular component: SCF ubiquitin ligase complex. The transcript has 3 exons. NCBI's taxonomy places the organism in Eukaryota, Fungi, Basidiomycota, Tremellomycetes, Tremellales, Tremellaceae. Gene Ontology annotation, molecular function: protein binding. The coding region runs from base 1 to 2676 and encodes 891 amino acids. Gene Ontology annotation, biological process: SCF-dependent proteasomal ubiquitin-dependent protein catabolic process.
AUGUCACAUCCUCUCCUCAUCCCCGGCUCUCCGGCGGUCUCCACACCUCCGUUGGAUCCAUCCGGUCGUCUCAGAUCGGAUACCCUCGUCACUUCCUCUUCUAUCGAGUCAGAUCAAUUACAAACGCCUCAAACUCCUACCAUUCUGGGAGUGAUGGAGCGUUAUGCUGGUGUAAAGAAUGUCACUCAGUCUUCCAGGGUUGUCUCUUCUCCCGAUGGGAUAAAUAAUGCGUCAGACGGCGAGCAUGUCGGGAUGGUACAAGAUGCUUCGAUAGGGGAGUUGAGGGAUGGAGAUGAAGAUGUUACGGUCCAGCAUAUCAUCCGACGUACGGAAAGCUAUGGAUUCUCUCAAGUAUCACCCUCAAGAUUAGAAACAAACCUCGAUUCGACUAUCCAGCAAAGUGUAUCUACCUCUCCUGCUGAAGAGCCCUCCACUGUCAUUCGGCAAGACGAGGCUGAACCUCUUCAGACGUCACAAGCCACACCUCUACCCCCGCUCCCCAGGAACGACAACUCGCUCACCUCGCCCGGGCAGUAUGUAUCGAUGACUAUGCCAGAAGGGGUGGCUACCGUCCCUUCUACUCCAGUCCGACCGACUGCAGAACAUCGUCGUUCCCGUUCAUCAUUGAAAGAUGUCGUACGACGUAAACUCAAUAGAUCCAAAUCGUCUCUCAAAUCUCUUCACACCAUGUCCAACGCAAGCUCUCCCGACGAGUAUGUAAAGCAGAAAGAAAAAGGUCGUUUUCGAUCUUUACUCUCCCUGUCUCUAUCACGCUCACAAUCUGCGUUAUCACUGCGUUCAGUCCCUACGACAUCUUCCCGUGCAUCUUCUGUCGCCUUCACACCUUUACACACAAGUCUUGUUGAUGAAUCCGACACUUUGCCCACCGUUCCCACCGUUGACGAAGGCGAAACGAUAGACGUUGUUCAAGAACUAGAAAUGAUUUCUGUACCCUUUGGUGGACCCAGAGAGUAUCUCGAAUCACCUCUGAGGUUUGACGAUUCGGAUAUGUUGGUUCAUAAAGCGCGUGUAAGGGUGAAAAAUCGUUCUCAGACUGUUUGGAAUAUGAAUAGUAUGGCAGAACCCGUUCUCAGUCGUCCGAGGGCAAAGAGUAUGCCUGUUUUUAGGUACAGGAAGGAUUUGUUCAAUUCAAUCUUGCCGAGAGAACUCAAGUUGGUCAUUCUCAGUCAUUUGCUCGAAGGACGACCAGAGGGUAAUCGUCGGUGGGACGGGGCAGUUGGGGGAAGGAGAGAAUUGAUCAAGCUUUCUAGGGUAUGCAAAUCAUGGGAAUCUCUCUGCUUCGAUGGUCAACUUUGGACCGAAGUGGAUCUCUCACCCUAUGCUGCCUUUCUUCAUCCGAACACUCUUCAACGCAUCCUCACGAAUACGGUACAAUUCAUGACUUCUCUUUCUUUCAGAGGGAUGGACAAUCUUCUUUCUUCCCACCUUGCCUCUCUUACUUCCCAAGGUAUCUUCUUACCAAAUCUCCUCACUGUCGAUUUACGAGGUUGUAAACUCCUUCACUCUGACGAUAUUUGCGCUAUCAUUUCGGCGGCACCACAAAUCCGACAGCUCAACUUGAAAGGAGUACAAGCUGUGAAUCCAGAAGUUAUCACCUCUUUACUCAAAUUGACCAAUUUGGAAUCCCUCGACGUGUCCCGAUGUUGGCAAAUCACUCUUUCAGAAAUAUCAACCUAUCUCGAAUCUCUUUCCGAUUCCCAAGCUGAUAAAUUGCGUAUCCUCAAAGUAGCAGGACUCAACGGAGUGGCAGGAAUAGAAGAUUUCCUCUCCCUCAUCGCCGGAAUGCAUCUUUCUGUAUUAGACAUGACUGGUGUAUUAGGAUUAUGGGACCAUCACAUUACUGCAAUGACAGAUGAACUUGAAGAACUCCGGCAAACUGCCACCUUCACUCAUUUGGCAUUAUCUUCAACCAUGCUUAGUGGCGAAGGUCUUCGUCAUCUAUCAGGAAAAGUCCCAAAGUUGAAGAAAUUGGAAUUGGCAGAUAUGCAGAAUGGUAUGCCUUUCAUGCCGGGUGAUGCUAGUAUGGGUUUGGUAGAGUUUUUAAGAAGUUGUCAAGAAUUAGAAAUGUUAGAUUUGUCAGAUACAGGAAGUCAAGGAGCUGUGACGGAUUUAGUAUUGGAGGCAUUACCAUCGACUCUGAAAGAAUUGCGGAUUGGAUUUGCGAAAGCUGUCACUUUGGACGGACUGAUGGGUUUGUUAAGUCGUUGUCCAAAGUUGGAGGUGUUGGAAGUGGAUGGUACAUCAGCCAAUAACGCGUUCAUGCGUGAAUUCCUUCGCCAACGUCCACCCUCUCCACGCAUAUCCCUAAGUUUGGUAGACUGCAGAGCUAUCACCCCUUCGGCAUAUUCGAGUCUCGCUCCUAUUUCUCGUUCUCGACGAGGGUUCACAGGUCAUGCCGCCAGCGUAUUCGCUUACGACGCUGAACUGGUCGAUAAACCAGUGUUGAAGACGUUUUGGUCAUGGCGUCGGGUGGGAGUACCGCGAGUAUGGCGAGACGAGCGUGAGGCCGCAGGAAGGGUAUUAGGUAGUGGAACGAGUUCUGGGGCAGGAGACGGGGGAGAAACGGAGAGGAGAAGGACGAGGGGAAAGAGGAAAUGGUGGAAGGCGGAGGAAGAUUGGGAUGAUACAGGUAGAGGCGGAUGUGUGGUCAUGUGA